Molecule: messenger RNA, 1059 nt
Organism: Dothidotthia symphoricarpi CBS 119687
Lineage: Eukaryota; Fungi; Ascomycota; Dothideomycetes; Pleosporales; Dothidotthiaceae
Exons: 2
Coding region: 1-1059 (352 amino acids)
Source: RefSeq, a predicted model, not a curated record
AUGACGGUCCCACGCAACCCAUCGCCGACGCGCAAUGCUUCGGCCAAUGCAGACAGGAAGCAACUCGCCGGCUACAACAUCACAGUCGACAAGGAAAUUGCGCUGCCAAGGGUGCUUGCCGAAUUUGUGGAUACACUCAAGCGCAGUCGCGACGUGCAGCCCUCUCCGCAUGCACAGAUGAUUGUCGACACACGACGGGCCGCCUCGGUGGAGAAUGAGAUCUUGGCUCGCCAGAUGCUGGCGGAACAUGUACUCUUCCGCGGCGAGGCCUAUAACGACGGAAUCAAGGGCUUGACGCUGAAGGACCAGGUGAACCUAGUCAAGGCCUUCACCCCUGCACCGCCGCGCAAAACUGUCCCGGAGCUGUGGGGCAAUCUCGCGCGCCCACAGCCCGACAGCUGCAUUGGCUAUAUCACCGCGGAUGAGGCAACCUCGCGCACGCCCGCCCUGCACAUGCCCUUCACUCGAGAGGAGGACGAGAUAGCCGAUUGUGUCGUUCAUCACGCGAACACGCACUUCCCCUUCUUGACUGCGCAGUGGAAGUCCGCCUGCUUCGGCGAGAGCCAGGUCCAGGCCUCGUACCAAGCCGCCCGCGACGGUGCCCUCAUUGUCAACUACAUGUACCAAUUCUACACGCUCGCAUACCCCAACCGCGCCCCCUCGCAGCUCGACACAUGCCAUAUGUCCGUCACGACAGAAGGUUACACCAUCACGCUCUGGAUCCACUGGCGUGAGAUCUCCACUGAAGAUGGCCAAGUCUACUUCCGCAUGGAAAUUGUUGACGCUGUGCACAUGAGCAAGGUGAAGGAUUUGCAGACUGUCCGUGGCAUCCUGCACAACUACGUCGAAUACGCACUCGGCCAGCGCUUGGCAACGAUAAAGACUGCGCUGCCAGCCUUCUGGCUGAAUCCUGCCAGGAAGAAGCCCAUGUCGCAACCCACAGGCACUGAUGCGAGUUCACACCUGAACUUCAAUGUGAAGCUGCCGACGCCGUCGAGUUCUGGAACAGCGGGCAGGCCGGCCAAGAAAUCCAAGCGCAGCUUACCGGAGGAGUCGUGA